GAAUGGCGCAUGCUCCAGGUUUAGGUGGCCGUGAAUUCUUAUGUUAACAGUAUCCAUACGUUCCUCCGACUUCCUAGACUCCAGUUGUAUGACUACACGCGACUGAACGAUCACGAUCCUGUGAUUGAUGAUGCUCGCACAAGGUCCUCCUCCGGGUGGUGCACCACCUCCUGGUGCGCCAGCGGGACCACCUGACGCCAGUAUGAUUCCUUCUAUUCCUUCACAAGCAGCUCAGGACACUGCGCAAGCGUUCGUUGGCGUUGCGAUCUCACUAAACGUCCUCGCGUUCUUGGUACUUGUUGGAAGAAUGUGGACGAGAUCUUUUCCUAUAUACCGUGUCCAGCCAGAAGAUUGGAUCAUUUGCGGAACAUGGGUACUCAUUGUCGUCGAUACGGCUCUACUUCUCUUGACCGUUCCAUUUAAAUUCGGCCGACCCAUAGAAUCUAUUACCCUCGCAGACGCUCAAAACGCACAGCAUUACGCUGUGCUCGCCCAACCGAUAUGGGCCUGGUCCAUGGCCGGCAUCAAGAUCUCGGUGUGUCUCAUGCUCCUGCGCCUACAAAUGGAAACACGAUGGCGCCGCAUCCUCUGGAGCCUCAUGGGAUUCGUCGUCAUCCUGACUAUCUACAACAUGGUAGCGCAACUGACGCAAUGCAUCCCCCUCCACAAGACGUGGGACCUCCUCGGCCUGGUUCCGGGCAAAUGUUGGGGACCGGACGCCAUCCGCGCAAACCUCUUCGCCAUGUCAACCAUCAACGUCGUCACGGAUUUCAUCGUCGCUCUGAUUCCCAUCACGUUUCUCCGCAAGAUCCAGCGCCCCGUCCGCGAGCGCGCAAUCAUCGGCACGUUGAUGGCGCUCGGCAUAUUCGCUGGAGUGGCGUCCAUCGUGAAGAUGGUGUCGGCGGUCAACUUCGGCAAGACGAAUGAUAUGGAUCUGGAUGGUAUUCGAGUGGGGAUGUGGUCGUUGGUCGAGGAGCUGGUGGGGUUCAUCGCCGCAUGCGUGCCGUGUUUGAGGUCGCCAUUCCAGCGCUGCUUGGAAUACUUUGGAUUGGUGUCGACGCACGCAAAGUCCAAUUACGGGAGGGGUUAUGGCCAUGUCUACGCGAGUGGGGCAGUGAAGAAUUCGAGAUCAAAGAGUGCGAAUAUGCCUGGUGUGAAGUUGAAGAGCCUCAGGAGCGUCGAUGCGCCAAGUGAGGAGAACAUUCUCGCGGAGAGUAGAAGUGCCCAUACAGGAAUAUCGGGAGGGGACUUGGGCGUGAGGGGACCACUCGACGAUGGAAAAGACCAUGGGGAUGGCAUUUGGUGCACCACCGAAGUAUAUCUCGAACAGGAAGAACGACGGACUCCCAGAUCAGAAAUGAAUGAUAGGAGGGAAGCGGGUUGGGAUGAUGAUAUUGCAAGACUGCACAAUAAGGAUUUACGAUGAGAUCGAUCAAAAUCAUUGCCCGAUCUCAGACGAUCUGGAUGGUAAUUAAGGCGUAAUGGCGUGUGUUUGUUGUUUCUUAAGAGAUACCACUGAUUUAAAGUUUACCGUUGUAUUGUUUCAACGUAAAAAGGAAGUAACUCUGAUACACACAUAGAACAAAAAGAAAGAAUUAAUAUGACAAUUGAUAAU
Molecule: messenger RNA, 1615 nt
Organism: Aaosphaeria arxii CBS 175.79
Lineage: Eukaryota; Fungi; Ascomycota; Dothideomycetes; Pleosporales
Exons: 2
Coding region: 128-1426 (432 amino acids)
Source: RefSeq, a predicted model, not a curated record